AAAACUUCCACUUAUCAACAAAGACCCAGGACAAUCACCAUGGCAGAAACUCACCACUUCGACGUCAACCGCCUCUUCACAGUCAAAGACUAUGUCUGCGUCGUGACUGGCGGCGGCACAGGCAUAGGCCUCAUGGCCUCUCAAGCCCUCGCCGCCAACGGCGCAAAAGUGUACAUCACUGGCCGCCGCGUCGAAGCUCUCGAAAAUGCCGCGAAAGCCCACAGCCCCGAGCAAGACCGCACCGGCGGGCAAAUCAUCCCAAUUGGCCCCUGCGAUGUGACCAAGAAAGAAGACCUCCAGAAACUCGUCUCCGACAUCAAAUCUAAAGAAUCCCACAUCAACCUCCUCGUCUGCAAUGCUGGCGUCUCAGGCCCCAAGGCUCCACCCGAGCACUCUGACGCCGACGACUUGAGCGCGAAACUAUGGAAUGAGGAGUCUGUCGAGGAUUGGCAGAAGACAUAUGAGACGGAUGUGACGUCGGUCUACUUCACUGCUGUGGCUUUCCUGCCAUUGUUGCAGGCUGCCACGAAAGCCAAAGGCGGGCCUUACGAGGAUUUUAGCGCGAGUGUCAUCAUUAUCUCGUCCAUGUCAGGAUUGAUGAGGGACUCGCAAGGGCAUUUUUCGUACAAUGCUGCCAAGGGAGCGACGGUGCAGUUGAGUAAGUUGAUGAGUGCGGAGUUCCAGAAGGCGAAGAUUCGAGUGAACAGCAUUGCGCCAGGAUACUUUCCCUCGGAAAUGGCGGGCACGAAAUCCGAUGAUCGUCAGAAGAGUGAUUUUCCGCAAGAGAAGAUCGACAAGACGGGCCAUGUGCCCAUGAUGCGAGCCGGACGUGACGAGGAGAUCGGAAUGGGUGUGCUCUUCUUCGCACGCAAUCACUACGUUAACGGAGAAAUCCUGGCGAUUGAUGGUGGUGUGCUGAAUGUGGUUCCAGGCCGGUAAAGAGACGGGCGACAUUGAAUUUGGCGGUGUGAGGGAAAGUCAGCAGAACUACAUUUUCGGAAAAUGGACGAAGCGAUGAUUACAGCUUUAUGACACAGAGAUGCGGUUCAGCGGAGAAGGUCGACGACACGAAUCCUGCUGACGAUUUGGAAAAGCAUGAAUGAUGCUCGACAAGCGUUGGGGCCCAAUGGUGUCAAGAGACUCAGCUACAGACCUCCGAUAAAAUCAAUUGAGGGAUACUUUCAAUGCUACAGUGGACCGCACUGCUGAUCGUGUAUCGACACAUUGACCACUCGGCAGGCGGAUACAUGCC
Cercospora beticola is the source of this 1252-nucleotide messenger RNA. Its product is annotated as SDR family NAD(P)-dependent oxidoreductase. NCBI's taxonomy places the organism in Eukaryota, Fungi, Ascomycota, Dothideomycetes, Mycosphaerellales, Mycosphaerellaceae. The record is from RefSeq and is a predicted model, not a curated record.